Messenger RNA from Aspergillus terreus NIH2624, 1056 nucleotides. Its product is annotated as alpha/beta hydrolase. The coding region runs from base 1 to 1056 and encodes 351 amino acids. NCBI's taxonomy places the organism in Eukaryota, Fungi, Ascomycota, Eurotiomycetes, Eurotiales, Aspergillaceae. The transcript is spliced from 7 exons. The record is from RefSeq and is a predicted model, not a curated record.
AUGCCUCGUCGAGAUGUUGAAUUUGAAUCCUCUGACCACCUCACCCUCCGAGGUUGGCCAUUUUCCCCCUUCUCCUUUAGCGGAAAAUUGCCAUGUCUGGUCAUGGCGCAUGGAUUUGGAGCCCAUAAAGAAAUGGGCCUAGGUAAAUUCGCGGAGUACUUCUCAUCAAACCUACCUAUCGUCAUCCUAGCCUACGACAAUCGCUGCAUCGGCGCCAGCGAUGGCGAACCAAGAUGUGAAAUCAUUCCUUCUUUGCAAAUUAAUGACUAUUCGGACGCUAUCACGUUUGCGCAAUCUCUACCAGAAGUCAACCCUGACAAAAUUGCCAUUUGGGGCAGUUCAUAUAGCGGAGGUCAUGUCCUCACCGUUGGCGCCAUUGAUCGUCGAGUUAAGGCGGUUAUCAGUCAAGUGCCCUUAGUCAAUCGCCAUGCUCGUGCCAAUGGAAAGGAGCCGGCUCGGGUGCCUGUUGUGGACAAGGAUCCUCACGCCUUCUCUGUCCUUCCUUCAGAAGAUAGCUAUAUCGGAUACAGCGCAGCCAUACCAGCAGGAUGGAAGAAUGACGUGACGCUGAAGAGCCUUGAGGCAUUCCGGGCAUACGAACCUGUAGCCUUCAUCGGCCGUAUCUCCCCUACUCCAUUGUUGAUGGUCGUGGCAGAUGCAGAUGUUGUCACGACUACUGACCUUGCUCUUGAUGCGUUUGCGCAGGCCAAGGAGCCGAAACAAUUGCAUUUGCUCCCAGGAGGGCACUUUGGCCCAUAUGACGGGCAUCUAUUUGAUGAAAAUGCUCCAGUACAGGCCAAUUUACGAACGAUCAUGUGCAAGAUAGAUCAUAUUUACAUAUUUACGGCCUUUGGCUUUGAAUCGUUCGAGGAUCAGGUCAAACUUCCUCAAGAAGUCCCACCUGUCGGUUUCGGUUUUGAAAGUGCGCGCGAUAUGCACAAUGCUGAUGUUCACGAAGUUUGGCCGACUCUCUCCACCAACAAGCAUGUCGGUCGGCCCCAUUUCGAAGAAUUGAACAUUGACAAAGAAGGCCGGCAAGCCCGCGUCGGUGUAUAG